UGACUUUCGUGUGGCUGGGUUUGCUUCCAACUUUUAUUUCAUUUUUACUUCAGGGAUAGUUUGGUCUUUUCACUUUAUUGGGUUAGUGCCCCAAAACCUUAGCAGCUGCGCGACUCUCCUCCGUGCAUAAUUUCAGAGAAAUGGCCAAGUCAAAGAACCACACUGCGCAUAAUCAGUCUUACAAGGCUCACAAGAAUGGUAUCAAGAAGCCCAGAAAGCAUAGGAACACUUCCACAAAAGGGAUGGAUCCUAUGUUUCUGAGGAACCAGAGGUACGCUGGGAAGCAUAACAAGACGAACGGUGGCUCUGCAACCGAGGAGUAAACAUUGAGUUGUCACUGUGGCUUUUGUUUAGUCUCUUUUUGUUGUAAGAUAUCCUUUAGCCUGAUACUCUGAUCAGUAAUGAAUAAUUAUGGUUUUUAUUAUACAUCUUAAAAAAUGUCAUGAAAUGUAAGUGUUUGUUGGCCGUGGUCUUUGAGAUUUCUUCUGUUGCAACACUGAAUUUUGCAGUUUUGUGCUACAUUUCAUACCGUAUGAGCAGAGUCUUGGGUCGUUUCUGAUAUAAAUGAUUCUGUAUGUGUAAAUCAAUUGGAAUGUCAAUCUUCUGUUGCUUGU
Messenger RNA from Mangifera indica (mango), 614 nucleotides. Its product is annotated as 60S ribosomal protein L29-1-like. Gene Ontology annotation, molecular function: structural constituent of ribosome. Gene Ontology annotation, cellular component: cytosolic large ribosomal subunit; ribosome. The coding region runs from base 141 to 323 and encodes 60 amino acids. The record is from RefSeq and is a predicted model, not a curated record. NCBI's taxonomy places the organism in Eukaryota, Viridiplantae, Streptophyta, Magnoliopsida, Sapindales, Anacardiaceae. The transcript has 3 exons. Gene Ontology annotation, biological process: cytoplasmic translation.